AUGUCUGCUGAAGCUUCCGUUUCGUACGCCGCCCUUAUCUUGGCCGACGCUGGUGUUGAGAUCUCCUCCGACAACUUGUUGGCCGUCACCAAGGCCGCUGGUGCCUCCGUUGACAACGUCUGGGCCGACAUCUUCUCCAAGGCUUUGGAGGGUAAGGACUUGAAGGACUUGCUCUUCUCCAUGGCCGCUGCUGCUCCAGCUGGUGGUGCUGCUGCCGGUGGUGCCGCCGCUGCUGGUGGUGCUACUGAGGCUGCCGCUGAGGAGAAGGAGGAAGAGGCUGCUGAGGAGUCUGAUGAUGACAUGGGCUUCGGUUUGUUCGAUUAA
Molecule: messenger RNA, 324 nt
Organism: Candidozyma duobushaemuli
Lineage: Eukaryota; Fungi; Ascomycota; Pichiomycetes; Serinales; Metschnikowiaceae
Product: ribosomal protein P1 beta
Exons: 1
Coding region: 1-324 (107 amino acids)
Biological process (GO): translational elongation; cytoplasmic translation
Cellular component (GO): ribosome; cytosolic large ribosomal subunit
Molecular function (GO): ribonucleoprotein complex binding; structural constituent of ribosome; protein kinase activator activity
Source: RefSeq, a predicted model, not a curated record